AUGUCCAUCCCAGACAAGUUCUUCGGACGCUAUCAACUUGACAAAAGCGAGAACUUCGAUGAAUUCCUCUCGUCGAAGGGUGUCAACUGGUUCGUGAGACAAAUGAUCAAGCUGGCGGGAUUAACAAAAGUGAUUUCACAAAAUCAAGAAGUCGGAAAGUACAACAUGGAGAAUCUCACAUCGAAAAAGAACACCAACUACCAAGGAUGGGAGCUUGGAAAGACGUUCGAAGCACCUGGAUUGGACGGAAAUCAACAUCAGGUUCGUAAUUGA
This is a messenger RNA of Caenorhabditis remanei, 273 nucleotides long. RefSeq lists its product as uncharacterized. Gene Ontology annotation, molecular function: lipid binding. The coding region runs from base 1 to 273 and encodes 90 amino acids. The record is from RefSeq and is a predicted model, not a curated record. The transcript is spliced from 2 exons. NCBI's taxonomy places the organism in Eukaryota, Metazoa, Nematoda, Chromadorea, Rhabditida, Rhabditidae.